Messenger RNA from Salvelinus namaycush (lake trout), 5457 nucleotides. Its product is annotated as E3 ubiquitin-protein ligase TRIM71-like. Gene Ontology annotation, molecular function: zinc ion binding; protein binding; ubiquitin protein ligase activity. The coding region runs from base 1273 to 3792 and encodes 839 amino acids. Gene Ontology annotation, biological process: protein polyubiquitination; proteasome-mediated ubiquitin-dependent protein catabolic process. The record is from RefSeq and is a predicted model, not a curated record. NCBI's taxonomy places the organism in Eukaryota, Metazoa, Chordata, Actinopteri, Salmoniformes, Salmonidae. The transcript is spliced from 9 exons.
CCCAGCCAGGACGGAAGUGUGUGUCCAUUCCUCCCAGUAGGAUUAAAGCGGUUGGAGGAUCAGUCAGCAACACGCGCCCAUAAACAGGACGGGACGAGCGCGUGGGUAGCAAUAGGAGCGCACCGUGUUGUGUCUGUGUUUGUAUUUCAGAGCGCGUUUACCAGAACAGAAAAUAGAACUACAGAUAGACCAAUUGGGACUACAGAAUCGCUAUAAAACGGCCUUUCAAUUGCAACUUCGGAGUUCCUCCAGGCUUAUGCGAUUGGAGUGACUCGGAGGCUCGUGCCUUUCCCCCUUCCAAGGUUCCAGAGAGGCGCUUGGAAAAGCCCUGUGCAUUCCUCCUCGCGAAGAGAGGGAGGGAGGGAGAGAGAAAGAAGGGGGAUACGCACACGUAAAUGCAUACGUGCCUGGAGCUGGUUUCGACUGUGGGACUGUGCGUAAAGAAGGGGGGGUUUAAAAACGGAGACGGUUGGGGUUAUUUUGUCGCCAAACGGACCUAUAGAGCGGCAAUGAGAUCGAGUUGCUGUUGAGCCAAUGCUUUGAUGAAUAAUUUACGGUCUUGUUUUGGCGGAGAGAGAGCGAACCAUAACCACCGUCUUCUGCAAGCCUCUGACGCCGUCGGAGAGGGCCCGGAUGGUGGACUAGAGGGCCGACAACACUGACUCUGAAACGGGACGAAAUAUUUGCAUUGAGUAGUGUGAUGCUGUGUUGGUUGGGGAGGAAAAAAAGGAGCUGUGGGCACAAAUCUGUUUUCGGACUAUUCUAUAAACCCGCCAGGCCGCGACAUCUAAAACAAAAACAACAACAAACGAAUGAAUUAACAAAAACCAGUGAACUCUAAAGGUGGCUCUUUUGGAUUUGGCCUCAUGAAAAUAGCCCAUCCAAAAAAAAGACAGAAUAGAUUUAGGCCUAUGUAAAGUUGGCCAUAAUUAUAGGGAGUAGCCUAAAAUAAUUAUUCUAAAGCCGUAUCCAAGUGAAGAUAUUUAAUCAUUGUGAACUGAAAUGAAUGUUGCUAAUUUGAUUUGAAGAGAAUCUUAUAAAAGGGCGGCCUUUAUUUGCGUAUCUGGCGUCAGUUGAGCGUUAUUGUUUGGAGAUAACACCUAUCCUAUGUAUGUGGAGCAUUUUGACUGUAAAAAACGACCUACCUCAAGAACCUGUUUUCCACAGAAGAGAACACAAGGGGAGAAACUAACAUACGUUUCCCAAAUGAAUGCCCCAGUAAUACCCGAGUGGAUGUUCUUAUAAAGUGUAGCCUUGUUUAAAACCCCUCAGAUGGCUUCAUUCUCAGACUCAGACCUGCAAACCUGUCCUCUCUGCAAGGAGCUCUGUGGCUCCUCCUCCACUCCUAUUUCCUCCAACUCCUCCACCUCAUCCUCCUCCUCUCAUUCCUCCUCCUCGUCGUUCUCCUCCCGGCGCCUCCAUGUCCUCCCCUGCCUCCACGCCUUCUGCAGGCAGUGCCUGGAGGGCCAGCGCAGCCCUGGGGACCCUCUCAAACUCAGCUGCCCCACCUGCAAUCAGAAGGUCUCCAUCUCCGAAGCCGGAAUGGACUCCCUCCCUUCCUCCAACUUCCUCUUCAGUAACCUUCUGGAUGUGGUGGUGAGCUCCGAGGAGCAGCUCCAACUUGGCCAGAAUACCAACGGCCACCACCGGGGGGUCGGCGGGGGCUCCAUACCUGGGUUCCACCACCCCCACGGCGGGCUCCUCCGCCCGCACCGCCUGGGAGAGCCUACGUGUAGCUCCUGUGACGAGGGGAACCCAGCCAGCUCCCACUGCCUGGACUGCCAGGAGUACCUGUGCGAUAACUGCGUCCGUGCCCACCAGAGGGUCCGGCUGACCAAGGAUCACUUCAUUGAGAGGCUAGCUGAGAGCCUGCACCAGCACCAAGCGGGUCGAGGCAAGGUCAUCCCCAUCGGAGGAGGUGGAGAAGGGGGGGGAGGCGUGGGCGUCUCCCUGGCCCAGUCCUUUCACUACAACUUCUCCCUGCUACCUUUGUUCCAGGACAGGAUGAGCUUUUGUCAGACCCACGACAACGAGGUGUUUCUGUUUUUCUGUGAGACGUGCUCGGUGCCGAUCUGUAGGGAGUGUAGUGUGGGCAGACACGUGGGCCACAGCUUCGUCUAUCUACAGGAUGCUGUCCAGGACUCCAGAGCCAUCACCAUCCAGCUACUGGCCGACGCACAGCAAGGAAGACAGGCUGUACAGCUGAGUAUGGAGAAAGCCCAAGCCAUAGUGGAGCAGGUAGAAAUCAAGGCCAAGGUGGUUCAGACAGAGGUGAAGAACAUCAUCUUCAGACACAAGAAAGCCCUGGAGGAGAGAGAGUGUCAGCUACUCUGGAGGGUUGAGAAGAUCCGCCAGCUGAAAGCCAAGUCUCUGUACCUGCAGGUAGAGAAGCUGCAUCAGAACCUGACCAAGCUGGACAGCACCAUUGCAGCCGUCACUCAGGUGCUGGACGAGGGCCGUCACCUGGACGUGCUGCUGGCCAGAGAGCGCAUGCUGACCCAGAUCCAGGAGCUCAAGUCUCUCAGAGGACUGCUGCAGCCACAGGAGGAUGACAGGUUCAUGUUCAUGCCUCCAGACCAGGCCCUGUACAUAGCCAUCCAGUCCAUGGGGCUGAUCAGUAGCGGAGCGUUCGCUACCGUCACCAAAGCUCACGGAGAGGGCCUAAAGACCGCACUCCGCGGCAAGCCUGCCUCCUUCACCGUGAUUGGCUACGACCAUGACGGGGAGCCCCGCCUCUCGGGCGGUGACGCGGUGUCAGCAGUAGUGAUGGCAGCAGUGGAUGGUAACCUGUCGGCUGCCGAGGUGUGUGACCACCUGAACGGGUCAUACACAGUCAGCUAUCUGCCCAAAGCAGAGGGAGAAUAUCUGGUGUCAGUUCUGGUCUGUAACCAGCACAUCAUGGGCAGCCCCUUUAAGGUUCUGGUGAAGUCUGGGCGGAGCUACGGCGCCCUGGGGUCCCCGGUGUCUGCGUUCGGUGGUGAGGGUGAGGGGGAGGGGCAGCUAUGUCGCCCCUGGGGGAUCAGCGUGGACAAGGAGGGAUACGUGGUCGUGGCCGACCGCAGUAACAACCGCGUACAGAUCUUUAAGCCGUGCGGUGCCUUCUACCACAAGUUCGGCUCCCUGGGUUCUCGCCCCGGUCAGUUUGACCGUCCAGCGGGCGUGGCAUGCGACAGCCAACGCCGGAUCAUCGUGGCGGACAAAGACAACCACCGCGUACAGGUGUUCACUUUCGACGGGCAGUUCAUGCUCAAGUUCGGCGAGAAGGGCACUAAGAACGGGCAGUUCAACUACCCCUGGGAUGUGGCGGUGAAUUCUGCAGGGAAGAUACUGGUCUCUGACACCAGGAACCACCGCGUCCAGCUCUUUGGACCUGAUGGGUCCUUUAUCAACAAGUACGGCUUUGAGGGCGCUCUGUGGAAACACUUUGACUCACCGCGCGGCGUCGCCUUCAACCACGAGGACCACCUGGUCGUCACCGACUUCAACAACCACCGUCUGCUGGUGAUCCGGCCGGACUGCCAGUCUGCCCGGUUCUUGGGCUCAGAGGGAACCGGUAACGGGCAGUUCCUGCGUCCGCAGGGCGUGGCUGUGGACCAGGAGAACCGGAUCAUCGUGGCUGACUCGAGGAACCACCGGGUGCAGGUAUUCGAGCCCAACGGGAACUUCUUAUGUAAAUUUGGCAUGCAAGGGAGUGGCUUCGGACAGAUGGACCGCCCCUCCGGUGUUGCCGUGACGCCUGACGGAGUCAUCGUGGUCGUCGAUUUCGGAAACAACCGCAUCCUCAAGUUUUGAAGAGUUCUAAUAACGUUUUGCUUUCUUUCUUUCUCUCGCUUUUUUUGCUCUCUGUUUCUCAGUUUGGGAGAGGAAAUAAAAGAGAGAGAGAGAGGAGGAAUCAACAGACAGACACACAGAGAGGACAGUUUAAACAGAGAUGAUCAGAGCAGACGGAAAUACGUUAUUACGAAAUUAUGGGAAAACGGAUUUGUUGAUUAUUUUUUGUAUUUCUUUACAUUUAGUUUCAGAUUGUGGUAUACUGUAUGACAAAGGGGACCCCUAAGAUGAUUGAUAAUCAUUAGUGAAAGUGACAAAAAAGAGAUCCGUAAUUUCUAUUUUUUCUAUCUCAACUGCUCAGAGCUCUCUCGCUAAACUCUCCUCAAAUCGCCAUCUCAGGGACUUUUCUCACUUUUUCUUGAAAUAUUGAAUCCACUGCUCCACCACCUACCUCAUCUAGUUCUUUAUGAAUGUACUCACACUCUCCGAGCAGAGGUCUAGUCCGUCAAGUUUUACAAAGAAGAAAAGAAAGUCUACCUCAAUACUGAAUUUUAUUUAAAGAGCAACAUAAAAAUGUUUUUUUAUAUAUAUAUAUUUGCACAGGAUAAAUAGGAAUCAUGCUGUGCAUCUUGGGUAAUGUGUUUUGUUGCUGAGACACUCAGACGCUGUAGUUCUACGCUGCAUGUUUAGUUCUGGUUAUAGAAGCCCAACCUGACCUGACCUGUAGUGUAGUCUAGAGCGUUCAGUGGUGUAAUUUCAUGUUAUCUAGAUUUAGGGUAGCUUGUUAGUUAGUAAAUCUCUGUUUAGAAUUGCCCCCUCAUCUCUCAAUGUGUAGUGUCAUGGCACUGUCAAAAGAAGAAGAGAGGGUUUUAUGUAAUGCCAAGCCUGUUUAGACUGAAUCAGCGUUAGUUAGUUAGUUAGCUCAAGCCACAGGAGGAGACUGAUGUUGACAAAGGUAAAACUGAUCAGUAGAAUCAGAAGAAUCUCCUUAAAGCUUUACUAGUUUAUUGAUUAUUGAUCGCAGCGGAGCUGGGACAGAUGCAGUUUGAUGAUUGGUUGGAAUCACGAGGUAGUUGUUGUUGUGGGGAGAUUGUCCCCGCUGUCCCAAAUGAUCCUAUUAUCAAUUGAAUAUUGUUGAUUCCCCUGUCAGGCAUCAAAGUAUUACAGGAAUAUGUUCAUGAUUGAUUAAGCAAAGCAUGCUGGAUCUAUAUAUAAGAAAAAUAAUGAAAAUGCAAAAAAAUAAUUGUGUUUGUCUACUCUGAAACAGAGGGCCCACCAGAGUAUUUUAGAGGUUUAUCAGGAGUUAUCAGGAUGUUGUAUCAGUUAUUGAUUAGGAAUCGUGUCGGAGUGACAUCUUGUUGUGAAUGAUGCAGGUGGAGAACAAUGCCUCCAUAAAGAGAGCAUCUUGAGUGGCUGUCCACAGGACGUGACCGACAACAGUGAGAUCAGGGUUGGAUUGUGUGUUGAAUUGUGGGGCAUUCCGAUUGGCUCUUGGGGCCUAGAAUUGAAUCUAAUCCCCUUGUGAUGUCACUGCAAAGCCCCUCCCUAUUUAUUAACUUCCAGUCUGGAAUGCUGGAGAGAGAGUGUUCCGGAACAUGUGCAUAAAAAAAGUUAUUGGAAAUGUUUUUAAACCAUUGUCUUAAACUCAGGGCCGUGAGAGAAAAAAAUCUAAAAAGCAAUUGAACA